AAAGAUUGUUUUUGAUCAAGCGAUACACAGGAAAACCUUUUUGCGUAACCUUAAGGUGAAGAAUUGUUGAUAAACUGUACCAAAUGCAAAGCCUCUGACUGUUUAAGAAAAUGCCACCUAAAAGAUAUACGAUUAACAAGCCAAAUGUGAAAGAUACCACCCUAAAAACAAAGUCUAAUAAAGCAGCGCAAAUGUUUCUACUCCAGAGAGAGAAGUCUCGGCUCAUUUCAAGCAUACAAAAAAUGAAAAAGGAUUUAUAUGAAAUAAGAGCUGCUCUAAAACAACGAGAAUUCCAAGCCCUGCAGGAACCAGGAAAAAAGGAGGAAAAGUUUGUGGAAUAUUCCAAGAAUGUUGAUAUUUGGUCCAAAUCCUUUGGCAUAGCCAUUGACCAAGCAGUAUAUACAAAACAUGAAUCCAGAAAGUGGCACAUUGAAGCAAGUGGAGCAAGCUUGAAAUUUGUGGUGGACAUAUACUGUGCAACCAAUGAAACGACCAAAAAGGGUUUUAUAAAAGAACUUUUCAUUGAGACCACUGAACCAUGCAAACAAGAGCUCCAACCAUGGUUCGAUAGACUUGACUGCAACGCUGAACAAAUAUUCAAAGUUUUAAAGGUAUAUGACGAAAUGAAUAAGGAAAGAGAGUCUGGGCUCAGAGUUUGCAAGGAGGAAUUUGGUUCCAUAAUUACUGUUUAUCACCUGAAACCUUCCGGAGAGACAGUCGUUGAACUCGGGAAUCAGGAUGCUUAUUAUUUUCAGAUCAAAUGGAAGCUUACCCCAUCUAUUAAACAUAUUGCCAAAGUGAAAAAUGUUUGUCGCAUUGCAUGUACUGAAGACGGUGACAAGUAUAUCAAGGCAAACACUGACCUAUCCAGUAUCAAGAGAAAAUUAGGUGAAUCGCCUAUAGACGUUAUUCAGCUAUUGGCCAGGGGUAUCGCCAAAGGGGACACAUAAAAAAAUGUUUGAACACCAAAUAACACUGAAAACGGGAGGCGAUGGAAUUCAUCUUUGCUUUUGUACUUACAAAUCGUGCUUAUUUCACUGUGACACUGAUGAUCGAUAUGUCGUUAUAUGGCUUGUCUGUUUUUGGGUUUGUUUUGGUAGAACUUAUCUCUUGUACUACUUCCAUCCCCUUCACAACACGUCCAAAUACUGUAUGCUUGUUGUCGAGCCAAGGCUAUAAAAUAAUAAAAAUUAAUUAAAAUAUCA
Messenger RNA from Daphnia carinata, 1205 nucleotides. RefSeq lists its product as uncharacterized. The transcript is spliced from 6 exons. NCBI's taxonomy places the organism in Eukaryota, Metazoa, Arthropoda, Branchiopoda, Diplostraca, Daphniidae. The record is from RefSeq and is a predicted model, not a curated record. The coding region runs from base 111 to 950 and encodes 279 amino acids.